GCGCCUGCGCGGUCACGUGUGCGCAUGUGCGGAAAACCUUGGCUCACCUCCGCCUCCAAGCGUAACUUGUUGCGUGGGGUUACUGGUGGGGAAGCUCCGAGGUCCUGUGGCCGGAUGUUAUGGUUCCGGGUACCCAUGAAGCUUGGGAAGGCCUGAGCCAUCAGCCUCAGUGGACCGUGGGACCCCCAGGAGUCAUUCCAAAGGGCUGCCGGUAAGCCAUGAAGGUUCUGUUACUGAAAGAGCCAAAGGACGACGGCUCGGGCCAGGAUCCCUACGUUCAGGAAUUGGGAUCUCAUGGAUUCGAAGCCACUUUGAUCCCCGUUUUAUCGUUUGAGUUUCUGUCUCUGCAGAGUUUCUCGGAGAAGCUGUCUCGUCCGGAGGCUUAUGGGGGGCUCAUCUUCACCAGUCCUCGUGCUGUGGAAGCCGUGGAACUUUGCCUGGAGAAGUCUGGCCAGCUGCAAGACUGGAAAAAGUCUCUGAAAGAAAAAUGGCUCGCCAAGCCGGCAUACGUGGUCGGCCAAGCCACCGCAUCCCUCGUGAGAAAACUUGGCCUGGCUACAGAAGGAGAAAAAUGUGGAAAUGGCGAGAAACUUGCUGAAUACAUCUGUUCCCGAGAAGUGCUCAAAACCCCCAGCACUGACAGGCUGCCUGCCCAGGAAGGGAAGCCCCCCACUGCCCCUGUGACCGAGCCUCAGAGUUUGGAAGAGAAGCCUCCCGCUGCCUUGAGUUAGAGUGCCUCCCUCGUGGUUGUGGGGUGACAGGCCUCAAGACCUUUCCCAUAUGGGUGUUUCUUGUGGAGUCCUCCCUACACUUGGAGUUAUGCCCUCUGCCCAGCAGGGGCUCAAUAAAGGCUUGUUGACCAGCAUUCCAGAGCCCUGGGGACUAACACUUCACCACCAGCCAGCUUGUUCACCAUUCCACAGGCCACCCAGGCAGACCUGGCAUGAGGAGGCUGGUGGGGGCUGGGGCAGGUGCAGGAGGCACCCAGCCACCCCACAGAGAACAUACGCUGACCUCGGAGUCUCCCAAACUAGCCCCCACUGCAGGGACGCUUCCCCUUCCUAGUUACAUUUGUCUAAGCCUGCUCCUUGCUUCUCUGAGAGUCUCCACAGCACCCUCCAGCCUCAAUCAUUCCCGGGCUCAGGCCUGGGCAUCCCAGGGCCUGGGGUCUUGGACAAUAUUCAGUUUCAAGCCAGAAUGGGGGCCUUUAAGGGCCAUGUUCACCAUGGCCAAGAGCAGGCCACUCCACGGCACAUCCUGGGGGCACUUUGCCCAGAUCUCAGGUCCAGUUAGAGGGAGAAGGUGGCCUAACCACCAAGUUCGAGCUAGCGAUUCUGAAGCCACAGCAAUGCCUGUCUUUCUUCAAGAAGGAAAAUAAUUGCAAGGAGAAAGACAGGAACAUCUACCUCAAAGGCAGAAAGGCCUCUCCCUUUGAAGGCCCAAGGGUAUGCGUAGAGGGUGCUGCCUUAAUUUCAGGAGCUAAAAAGGGUCCAUCAUCUGGACAGUUCCCUGGGAGGGCUCUUUCUCCUCUCUCUGCCAGUAGGGGCCACCGAGGCAUCUGAUCUAAAAGAGACUCUACCCGAGUUGGUUCAGAAAGUUGCUUCACUGGGCUUUUCUGGGCAAGGAGCUCUGGGAGAUUCCAGAACAUCCAGGAUGCUGCUAAAUCGCUGGCUAGCUCCUUAAGUAAAAUAACUGUGAUGGCCUACAACCCUCAAAGGACUGCUGAAGAACAGAGCCCUCUAGAAAGCCAUUUUCUUUAACAAUAGUUCACUUUGGUUCAGUGGUUCAGCCAGCUGGUAAGCAUUGGCUGCCAAGGAUGGCCAGCUGUUGGGCGGAUUAAGGCCAGUCCUCAGCUCUUCAUCUCUGCCACAUCGUUGAGUCAUCCAGCUUCAGUGUCCCUAAGGGAUGAGAUGGCUCUGAAGCUCCUUUGUGCCCCCUUUUAAGAAAACAAAUUCAAGAAAGAUUCAAAGAAGGAACAGUCACAUUCCUCAGUGGCACGAGCAUUUUUUCAACAAAGGGCUGUGUGGCUGAACGAGAGACUUCACCAUUCAGAGCUCAAAAGAUGAACAAGAUUUACUCAAUUUGGAAAAAGGAACCAGCUUCAUUUUUCCUUGGAGCUCGACGUCUAUGAGGGUAGAUGUUCAGAAAAGCUUGCUUCAUCUCAGUGUUGACUUUCAGACUCUUCAGGAGAUUUCUCCCAGUUUGCAAACAAAGCCAGUCACACAGAUCUCAUUCAGCUCUUUAUUGCCCCAAAGAUCCCGGGCUUGAGCCAUAGAUCUCGUCCACUCUAAAACAAUGAUGUUCUCGGUCCCCGAAGAAACCCUUUUCAUUCCCCAUAACAGCCAUUUUUCGUCAGAAAGGAUUCCUUGUUAUGACCUCAGUGGCUAACAAACUUAAGCCAAUCUUCUAUGAAGUUUGGUAUCACAGAUUCCAAAGCAGUGGGGUAACUCAGUACUGCAUUUUCCAUUAUCUUGGCAGACUUAUUUACUUCUCAUCAAGAAUGCAAACAGCUGAAAAGACUCAGGUUGAAAAAAGAAGGAAAAAGAAAGCACGGCCUUCUGACACCCCAAACGGGCUCCACUGUCAAAGUCUCAGUCUCACUUGGAACAUCCUUGGGCUCUUUUGUUCCACAUUUCGGUGCUGACUUUGGGUCUGAGUGGAACAAUAGAUCCCUUGAGCCCUUUGCAGAAUAGGUACCUUCAGUGGGGGGUGUUUCUGUGGUCCUGGUUAUGGAAGUAAAGGGGCCUUGGACAGCCUGGGCACCUUACUCUGGUCCAGCCACCUGCUUUUAUUCUUUGCUUUGUAAACCCAAGGCAGAAAGGAUUAAUGUUGCCUUCUGCUUUGGUCGGCCUGUGCACAGCUUAUUUCCUCUAUCUCCCAGAAUGCUGUUCGGCAUUCAAUUGCUAGCCCUUUGUUGUCCUCUCUAAUUUAUCCCCAUCACGUCUGAAGUUCCUACAAAUCUUCAGUUUGCAAUUAGAAUAUCCAGAUAAAUUGGCGCCAACUGCUAAUCAGGACCUUCGCUUUGAUUUCAUUCGCGUGGUAAGAGUUUUCUCCCCUCGGUAAUGUGAGGGCUCAAUUUUAAACGCUAAAAAUCUACUUUGAUUGCUGAGCACCAAUAGCCCAAGCCCCGGGUUAGUGUUCUGGGAGACGCUUACUCGCCUCUCCUGGGCAUCAUCUUUCAUGAAGAUGUAGUGAUGAGGUAGCAGCAAAAGGUGGAGAAUAAGGGAGAUGGGAGGAGCCCAUUCAUGCGAGUCACUGAUGCCUGAUGCCACCAAGCCCUCUACCUCUCAGCCUUCCAGACACAAAGGCUAAGAUGAGCCUUAAGAACCCACUGGCUUCACAACGCUAUUCUUUUCUCUUCAGCCUGGACACAGAGCAGCCUGGCGUGUUCCUUUCAGAAAAAGAAACAGGGAGGAAGGGGAGGAGGAAUCCCUCAGAAUAAAAGUACUGCUCUGAUGGGCUGCGGGUCAGGCUUUGCCACUCCUGCCAGCGUGAUCUUUAGUGACUCAGUUAACAUCUUCAGGCAGGCAGUAAACAUAUAUUAAGUGCCUCCUAUGUGCUAAGCCCUGGGUUGAGCGUUGAGGAUACCAAGAGGCAGAAGACCAUGCCUGCCCUCCAGGGCUCACCAACUAACGGGGAAGACACCAUGUAUACAUACCUAGAAAGCAAGCUAAAGCAGGAAACAAUUAUCAGGGACUGGGGAAGGCUUCCUGGAGAAGGUGGGAUUUUAGCUGAGACUUAAAGGAAGCCAAAGAAGUCAGGAGGAGGGAGAACCAUCCAGGCACAAGGAAGAUGGAGGUACGUAGGCUGACAAAGAUGGAGGUACAUAGGCUACUCUGGGGACUUUGUAACCAGGAAGAGCUGCUUUUGCCACAAACCUCAGUUGUGUUUCUCAAUAGAAGUAACUGGGGCUACUUGACCCGCAAGCCCACCCCUACUUCUUCCUUCACCACCAGGCUCUAACUGCUGCCCCCCACUGUGUUUCCACCCAUGAAGUUUAUCCCUCCAUUAGAGGGGGAGCCCCCGGAGGGCAGAGACUGUCUCUUCCUGAUUGUAACCCCCAUGCUUGAGCAGAGUAGGUGCUUAAUACUGACCAUGCAUGCUUAGGCAGUACCUCUUCAUAGAAUUUCAUGACCCAGAAGGCCCCCUUCCCCAGGCAGGAUGGUUUUGAGGGAUGCCCUGUCUCUUCUAGGUCAUGAAAUAUAAGUAAAUAAAUAUUAGAAACAAGAGCCCUCCCUUGGCGACUCUUCCUGUUGCCUUCUGCUGGGUUUCAGCUCCCUUGAAAUUCUGAUCUUAUAGAUCCCUGGGAAGAACUGCAAGAAAUUAUUUGAUCCUUGUUCAUGCCAAACCAAAUGGUAAGUUCUUUCCAAUGGGAUCCUAAGUGGUGGAAGUGCCUAAAAUGGUAAUAAUAACUGAUACUGAGAUGACCUUACUAUACAGUUUCUAGGCACUUCCCAGUUAUUUUCUCAUCCAAUCCUCACAACUCGGUGAGGAGGAGGCUAUUACUAUCCCCCAUUUUACUACCAACGAUAUCCCCAGAGCCACACAGCCAGAAAGGAUCUGAAGCUAGAUUUAAACUCAGAUCUUCCUGACUCUAGGCCCUAUGUUCUGUGUGCCUUGGUACCCCACUGCCCUCAGCUAAUAGAGCCCAGACCUCCCACAGCACUUGAUCUAAUUCUCAAGCACCUACGGUUUGAGACUUUGUGUUGUCACGAUUUGUGAUGGUGUCCUGAGCCUCUACUAGGUGUCAGGGCCCCUGAAGAUUUUAAGCUUCAUAUUUCUCCUCCUUCCUAGCCCUAACUCUAAGUUGUGUUUGUGAGAUUGUACAGUCUACUUCUCUGUGCACCCAGUUGGGUGUGCUUGGUGCCUCUGGGGAACCGGGUGUUAAAUGUCAAUGUGUAAAUAUUUAGGCCUCCGGAAUCAGCAAAUGAUGCACAUCAGGUCUUGAUUUUUUUUUUUGGUACCCUUAUCUUCCAUCUUAAAAUCAAUUCUGGGUAUUAGCUCCAAGGCAAAAGAGCGGUAAAGUCUAGGCAAUGGGGGCUAAAUGACUUGUCCAGGGUUACAUGGCUACUGCUGGGAGCCAUCAAAGACCAUGCUGUUUAUCAUGUCCAUGUGGAAACCGGGGACUGCAAGGUAUCCCCCAGGAAGGAUGGAAACACCCAUUGAAGCCCCUCCCCCAAGUGACUUUCCUUAUUAACAUCCCUUUAUUAUUGGAAUUGCUAUGAUUAUUAUUCUUACUUAGCCCCAGGAAAAAUAGAUGAGAGCAACAUGCUUGCAGGGUUAAUACAGGUGUCACCCUCUGUCCCCCUAGGAUAUUACCAGGAGAGCCCACUUACAAAAUUAAACCUAAGGAUUCUUAUAUACUCACUUAGAUAGAACCCUCUUUUCUAGGCAUAAAAACUUCUGGCAAAUCUGUGCUUUGAAUUCCCUAACCUAUAUCUGGGUCGUGUUGAUUCUACCCUCUGAUCCUGCACUUAGCAACAGUGUUUCAUUGACUCUCUCCCUAGGCUUCCUGUCUGUUGUUAGGUUCCAUGGAAACAUGUAUGUUGCAAAUGAAACUGGGUGCCAAGUAGAUGUGUGAUCAUGAGGGUAUAAAAUAAAGCCAGGCCUCAGCCAAGGCAGAGCAGUUUAUCCUGUGAAACCUGUGCUGUGGGUUGAAUGCGAAAGCUGUGUCCCAUCCAUCUUUCUGCUGACACUGUCCCACCUCCAAGACCCCAUCCUUUAUGGGAGGCUGGCCCACCCCACAACAGGCUAGGAAGUAUUUGAAGUCAGAUUUGAACUCAGAACAUCCCAUCUCCAGGUCUGGCUCUAUCCACUGUGCUAUCUGUCUGCCCCCAAUCUAGUAUAUUCUUGAUCAUCUCAUCUUAAAGUGAUAGAGCAAAUGGAAAAGCAUGACCUACAGACUUUAUUUAUUUGUUAAACAUUUGCCAGCACAACUCCAGCUAGAAGCUUCUUGAGGACAGGGGCUGUGUUUGGAUUCCAUGUCUGGAUUCCUCUUUGCAUAUAAUAAGCAGUUAACCAAUGCUUAUUGAAUUAUAUUGAGAAACAGGAAAGCAGGCUUGGCAGUCAACAUUAGAGAUGAGAGGUUCACAAUAAGUCACAGUACCCACCCCUAGCCCUUCCCCCUCCCCCCCUUCAAAUUUUAAGUGGGAAAUACUAAAGGGAAGAAAAACUACUUUAAAAACACAUUCAUGGCAGUACAAGUUAGCUAAAAGAGAAAUGAACAAAGGGAAGAGAAGUACGUGUUGAAACAAUUUGUUGUAAAUCUGCCAUUAGAACAACUAAUACCAUUAAAGUGUCUGAUUUUUAAGCAUCUGCUUUUGUCAAGGUACUGGGGAAUCAAGGACAGACCCGCGGCCCUGAAGGGCUCAGAGAGCUUGGGCUCUCUUCAAAUAAUGCAAACUAGAAGGACCCAGCACUUUUAAAAGGCUCUCAAAUAGAUAAGCCGCCCAUCAAAAAAAAGGUGAGCGAGAAUGAAGAUGAGUAAGCCAACCAGAAAAGCAAGGAGCAGAUGAGCUCGUAGAGGUUAAAAUAGUGAUCACAAGAACUGAAGUUGGAGUUAAAAGAUGUUUUAAAAUCUCAGAAGGAAGAAAUUACUCGAGUGACCAGUUUGGAGUAAAUAAUAGAAGACCUCGAAACUGAGUCAGACAGCCGCCAAGAUUGACUGUAGAAAGAAGCAGAAUUGGAGACAAGGUUGAUCACGCCUGAGAAUGAACUCCAGAAAUGAUUCUGUGAUUUUUCACAAUUGGGUAAAAGCCUCCAGGUGGCCAACAUGUGGCACGAUUUAGAAAAGAAGCUGAAAAGCAGGCUGUACAGAAGAGAUUCAGUCCGCUUUUAUUCUAUUCUUUAUGUAGAAAUGUUUGUAGUGAAGCCUAGAAUAAGCAAUUUUAAAGUGAAUUAAAAUUAAAAAUUUCCUUCCAGUGGAUGACACUCAUAUUUCCUCCUGAUUACUCUGAACCAGUCACUGACCCAUCUCCACUCCCACAGUUCUCACUCUCUUCUCAACAGCAAGACAGCGCCAGACUGACCAGUUCAGCCACACGGAAAAUCUCAUUUAGAACACCCUGACUCCAACACAAGAAAUGCAUCUCGAUGCCACUCUGGCCUGGGCAAGGCAAACCUCUCAGUGAUGGGGUUCUCAUUUGUAAAAUAAGGAUAAGAACACCUAUGGCACCUCCCUCACAGGGCCAUGAUGGCGUUUACCUAAGAUAAUGUAUGUCAAGUGCUUUGCAAACCUUAAAUUGCUUUAUAAAUGUUAGCUGUUAUAAAUAGUCUUAUAAUGACACCCUAGGGAUCCGUAGAGGAUGGAGAACAAAUUACUCAUCCAACUGACAGCUGUGAACUCACUUCAGUGAGUGCUGCCCACAGCUUCAGUUCCUUCCUCUUACUGAAAUGUUUCAGAAGGGGAAAAAGGAGGAAAAUAACCUGGGGCAGAAGGGAAGAAUGUAGGUAGAAGAAUCU
Molecule: messenger RNA, 7461 nt
Organism: Monodelphis domestica (gray short-tailed opossum)
Lineage: Eukaryota; Metazoa; Chordata; Mammalia; Didelphimorphia; Didelphidae
Source: RefSeq, a predicted model, not a curated record